CACGCGGACGUCGACUGGAUCUCGACAUUGGUGUUAAUGUGUCGCGCGACGUGUCAUACCGUAUGUGUGCAUGCCGGAUCUAAGGUGAUCUCUGGUCGGCUUCUCUCACAAUUAAACCUAACAUAACGAGUGCUCUGCAUCGCGAGAGCAUAGUGUCCGGUGGUGACGACGAUACGUCGGAUUCGGUCGGUUCGUCGCAACGUCACGGUGCCAGUGAACGUUCAACGCCGCUUGACGUGGACGACAGUGACGGGGUUUAGUGUGCGCAAAAGUUUCGUGUCGAGCUGCCACUGUGGCAGCCAGUGUGGUUCUAUGCGGCAGUACAACGAGGAAGAGUGGAAUCCAGAUGGUAAAGGUCGCCAGUCUAACGACACCGGUGGAUCCAUCAGGGGGGAGGUUGACCUCAGCUCGAACGAACUCACACCUGGCAGACGGCCUUGCGUUGGCGGCAGCGGUGGCGGCGGUGGCGGCGUCGGAGUCGGAGGCGGUGGUAGUGUCUUGGGGGUCGGUGCUGGCGGCGGCGGCAGCGGCGGGGCGGCUCGGGGGUCGAAGCUCCUCUGGGAGUGGCCGCUCGAGGGACGAGCCGAGAAGGCAUACUCUCGGUGGCAACGAUCAUCAAGCCUCUCUUCAUCAUCAACAGUUCAACGCGCAGCAGCUGCACCCCCUGCAUCCGCAUCAUUUGCCGCCACCGCACGGCCAGUACGGCACUCCGCCCACGCGGCACACCACCAUGGAUCUCGAGAUGGGGACCAAGUCUCGCCAGAGAAAGUCGCCUCUUCCGCGUGGAUACCCGCCACCGUCUUCGACGAUGCUUUUCGAUGACGACCCAGGCAUCAUGUCUGAGGUGGAGACCUCCAGUACGGGAUUUCGACGGGGCGGUAAGCAAAGGAGCAGCUUGCCCGUCGUACGAACUCCCAGCAAGACUUUGGAGCGACCACUAGGAUUGGUGUUCCUGCAGUAUAGGAACGAAACGAAGAGAGCAUUGCUACCAAACGAGAUUACCAGUAUAGACACCGUCAAAGCUCUCUUCGUUAGAAGCUUUCCGAAACAACUCACUAUGGAAUACCUGGAUAGUCCUCACGUAAAAGUUUACAUUCACGAUAGUAACAAGGAUAUGUUCUACGAACUCGAAGAUAUAAGAUCGCAUCUAAGAGAUAUCAAAGAUCGCAGUGUCUUGAGACUUUUCGAGAGUGCCGACGGAAUGACAGGGAUGCCGGGGCCCUUGGGGAUGCCGGGAGGUGGCGGUCUGCCGCCCCAUUGGGAAGAUCAGAGCUACUUCAGUGAACCGGAAUUCGACAGCGAGUAUCAGCAUCAGCACAUUCACAAGAGUAAGGUAAGUGCGCGUUAACGACUUCCCAUUCUUAACUUUACUCUUUUUUUAUACUCCUCCUUGAGGAGAAAAUCGAUUAAGUGUUUUUCAGUUUGUCUACCGUCAAAUCUACUUUGCAAGAUUGCAUUUGGAAAAUAUUUUUUUAUCCUAUUGUGCAUAAUGUAACCUUGCAUAUCCAGCGGGAGUGUAUUAUUAUUAAGAAUUUUUGAACGCUCACAUCUUCUAUUAAUAUCUCUUUCGAAGAAACAAAGUAAA
Linepithema humile (Argentine ant) is the source of this 1585-nucleotide messenger RNA. NCBI's taxonomy places the organism in Eukaryota, Metazoa, Arthropoda, Insecta, Hymenoptera, Formicidae. The record is from RefSeq and is a predicted model, not a curated record.